ACAAUAACAAAACGUUAUAACCGUUCUCGACGCUCGUAGAAUAGAAUUAUCGUGUUAUGUUAGAACUUUAAUGUAAUAAUUUACUCGGUAUAAAUGCUUCUAGUCGGUGUUUGCUACGUUUUCUCUUGAAAUGAGCUCUUACGUAGCCAACUCGUUGUUCAAGCAAACAAGUCAUGAAGCGUCCGCCUUCACUUUGCACAACCAUGGUUACGGUUCCGUGCCCGAGCUCCACGUACCGUCGGGCUACUGUUACGGAGGGCUCGACCAUCAACAUCGAGGUUCCUUCGCGUGCCCAUCCUCCUCUAACUCGCUCCUUUCGGGGGAGAUGAGCUCCGGUCCGCGUGGCAGUCCGGAUAACCACACACCACGAGCAGAGUCAUCCACUGGCUCGCCCAGAGGCCGCCUUAACACAACCGGUCACGGCUCCCUAAAUCUUGGACUUUACGGUCGCAAAAGUGAGGGGGCAACGGAACCCUGCGAAAUGCCCACAGGCAAAACGAAAGGCGCCGACGAGACCAAAGUUGGAACUUUGCAAGCCGUUCAGCCGGUGGGACAAGCCGGCCACCCAAGUCAAACCCAAGGCAGUGAGCAGCCUCCGCAAAUCUAUCCCUGGAUGACUAAACUACAUAUGAGCCACGAACCAGAUGGAAAACGCUCAAGGACGAGUUACACCCGCUAUCAAACUCUGGAGUUGGAAAAAGAGUUCCAUUUCAACCGCUAUCUGACGCGUCGAAGGCGCAUCGAGAUCGCCCAUACCCUAUGUCUGAACGAGCGACAGAUCAAAAUCUGGUUCCAGAAUCGGCGAAUGAAGUGGAAGAAGGAUUCCAAGCUCAAACUUAAAGAUCCAUUCUAGAGCCCCCAUUUCACUCGGAGCCAAGAGUCUAUUCAGAGGAUGGCGUUCAAAAACUUUUAACCCCACCGGUGUUUCCAAACUGUGACCUACAUGUAAAUGCGAUGUUAUAGUGUGAUAUGUGAAAGUAUUAUUCAACUUACGAUAUGGAUAUGAGUGUAAUUCAAUUGUCAUGUUUAUUUAAUAUUGUGCGCAUUUGUUCUUGUAGAAAGGCCUGUGCCUGCAUUGGUCAUAGAAUACCCUAAUCGUGUUAUUAGACGCAAUCAGAACGCCAAAUGCCAUGUUCAAACUGCAAAAUAUUUCUAAGUUGCAUCAGUGUAAACAGUGAAUUAUUCAAAACCUCUGUUUUCAUAAUGAUACUUGGCCAACUGGUAAUGCUACAGUUGUAUUAUUAAAAUGACAAUUGUAACCAUUUGAAUUUCAUAGAUUUCUAUAAUAUUAAGAUGAUUGUCUUGUUUAGUUUAAGUUUUACAUUAAGGUUAUUUGUACCAUGGUAUUCAUCAUGUUGGCCCACAGGCCUGAAUGGUUUACUUCUUGCAUUUUGCCACUUGCAAUUCACCAAGUGAGUUAGCUUUUCACCAGAAACAGGUGAGGUAGCGGAAGUGAGUGAAAUACAAGUGUAUUGAUUUGUUUACAUCUUCGUGUUGUAUAUAUAUGUGAUGGUAGACUGAGGAAUGUUGCACCGUCUUGAUUUACAGACAGCUAUUUCACUUUAUUUUUUUCAUGCUAAAACCAGAAGAAUUAUUACAAUAUUUAAAUCAUUUUUACACUCGCCUCACUUAUGUCCAUAUGCGCUGUGGCGUUAUUUUAAUCGCUGAGAUGUAUUUGGAUGAAUGGUUAUUGUUCAAUUUCAAUCGAUUACAAAAUAAAUAAAUACAAAUAAUCAAUGCAUGUUGUCUGUCACCCAGACAAAUAUGAUGCAUGUGAUCUUUGAGUGAAGGACCAAGACGUCUUGAAUUUCUCAGGUGCUCAAACCUAAUGUUAGAAAAAAAGAUAUCUUGAGUGCCCAAUGAACAUAGGCCUACACAAAUUCCCUAAAUGGGACCAAACAAUAAGCACAUAGUUGCGCCUUUGGGCCUUACAAAACCAAACGAGCUGCUUUUUCUCUUGAGCGCAAAGAA
Sardina pilchardus (European sardine) is the source of this 1971-nucleotide messenger RNA. Its product is annotated as homeobox protein Hox-A5-like. NCBI's taxonomy places the organism in Eukaryota, Metazoa, Chordata, Actinopteri, Clupeiformes, Clupeidae. Gene Ontology annotation, biological process: positive regulation of transcription by RNA polymerase II; anterior/posterior pattern specification. Gene Ontology annotation, molecular function: DNA-binding transcription factor activity, RNA polymerase II-specific; RNA polymerase II cis-regulatory region sequence-specific DNA binding. Gene Ontology annotation, cellular component: nucleoplasm; nucleus. The coding region runs from base 131 to 853 and encodes 240 amino acids. The transcript has 2 exons. The record is from RefSeq and is a predicted model, not a curated record.